Messenger RNA from Loxodonta africana (African savanna elephant), 744 nucleotides. RefSeq names its product interferon omega-2-like. The coding region runs from base 1 to 744 and encodes 247 amino acids. The transcript has 2 exons. Gene Ontology annotation, molecular function: cytokine receptor binding. The record is from RefSeq and is a predicted model, not a curated record. NCBI's taxonomy places the organism in Eukaryota, Metazoa, Chordata, Mammalia, Proboscidea, Elephantidae. Gene Ontology annotation, cellular component: extracellular region. Gene Ontology annotation, biological process: defense response.
AUGGAGGACAAGGGAUUCUCUCACCAGAAGCUUGAACAAGAGGGGAAAACAGAUGUUCACUCGAAGGUGCCCAUGAAACUUCAAAAGGCAGACACCUCGUUGGUUGAUGCAUAUGUGGACCCGGAACCUCCAACAAUGUUACAUCUUGGAAAUAUUAUGGCCCUCCUGCUCUCUUUACUGACAGCCCUGGUGGCGUUCAGCUGUGGCCCUGCUCCAUCUCUGGGUUGUGAUCUGCCUCAAAUCCACAGCCUGGCUAGUGAGAAGAUCGUUGACCUUCUGGACCAAAUGCAGAGACUCCCCACUUUCAUCUGUCUGAAUGACAGAAAGGACUUCAGAUUCCCCCAGGAGAUGGUGGAUGGCAGCCAGCUCCAGAAGGCCCAGACCAUCGCUUUCCUCCACGAGAUGCUCCAGCAGAUCUUUGAACUCUUCCAUAGAAAGGACUCCUUUCCUCCUUGGGACACUACCCGCCUGCACCAGGUCCUCAGUGGACUCCUUAAACAGCAGAAAGACUUGGAGACCUGCUUCGUGCAGGCAACGGAAGAGGAAAAAUCUGUCCUGCCCAUUGAGGCCCCUGAAGUGGCUGUGAAGGAGUACUUUGAGGGAAUCUGGUCCUAUCUGAAAGAGAAGGAAUACAGUGAGUGUGCCUGGGAAGUUGUCAGAGUGGAAAUCAGGAGAUCUUUCUCUUCAUCGACAAACUUGCAAGAAAGGUUAAGAACAAAGGAUGGUGACAUGAGUUCAUCUUGA